GCGACUAUCAUUCCUUCGGCCUCUUUCUCUGCGUCCGCGUCUUUGCGAGCGGUGGAGGAGGAAGGGUGUACGGACUUGCCGUCUGUGCCGAGUAUAGUGUCGCUAAUGGCGGCGGAGGAGAAGGUAGGGGAGGUGGAUUUGUCCUCUUUGAAAGUAGUGGAAUUGGGUGCUACGACGAUUUUGGAGGAACAUCGAGUGUUGGUGGGGAAGGCGUUGAGGUGUGCGGUUGUGACGAACGGGUAUGCGGCGACGGAAGGGGUGCCCAUUUCCUUAGGACGAUUUUCCACCCGAAGUGGCGAGGGAGGCAAGAUCCACACGGGUACAGUAUGUCCUGGCGCGAGGGUGAGGAUUUGCGACGUAGAGAGUGGAAAGGUGGUGCAGAGGGGUGUAGCGGGGGAGAUUCAUUUCGGAGGGGAGAUGUGCAUCAAGGGGUAUGUUGGAGGGACUUCGGCGGAGAGUUUUUACAAGGAUGAGGUGGGGGAGGGGUGGUUUAAGAGUGGGGAUCAGGGGGUUAUGAGGGAGGAUGGGACGUUGGAAGUUGUGGGGAGGUAUAAGGAUUUGAUCAUUCGCGGAGGGGAAAAUAUUGCUCCGGCGGCGAUUGAGGCGGUGAUGGAUGUCAAGUUGGGGAUUAGUGUGAGUUGUAUUGUUGGGGUCAAGAGUGAAGAGGCGGGAGAAGUUCCGGUUGCAGUGUUG
Molecule: messenger RNA, 693 nt
Organism: Zymoseptoria tritici IPO323
Lineage: Eukaryota; Fungi; Ascomycota; Dothideomycetes; Mycosphaerellales; Mycosphaerellaceae
Exons: 2
Molecular function (GO): CoA-ligase activity
Source: RefSeq, a predicted model, not a curated record